This is a messenger RNA of Colletotrichum spaethianum, 783 nucleotides long. Its product is annotated as N-alpha-acetyltransferase 40. Gene Ontology annotation, cellular component: nucleus. The record is from RefSeq and is a predicted model, not a curated record. Lineage: Eukaryota; Fungi; Ascomycota; Sordariomycetes; Glomerellales; Glomerellaceae. The transcript is spliced from 3 exons. Gene Ontology annotation, molecular function: protein N-terminal-serine acetyltransferase activity; histone H4 acetyltransferase activity; histone H2A acetyltransferase activity. Bases 1 to 783 code for a protein of 260 amino acids.
AUGGCCCCGCCCCCUCGAAAACGCCGUAAAGCGCCUACAAACCCCAUCGAGGCGGCGAACCGCAAAACCGACGACCAGUUCAUCAAAGACUACCUGCAACCAAGUUCAGACUGGACAUCGUGGACGCACCCCAAAAGCAGCAAACCCUAUGCCCUCUCGCUCAAGUCCUCGUCGGCGCUCGCCCAGCCCGAGCUGCAGGCCUGCUUCGACCUCAUUGAGCACACCAGCGGUGCAGACUACCGUGCUUCUAAGGAUGGGUGGAAACCAUUGAGUAAGUUGAAGGAGAUGAGAAGUCCCGAACUAAGGUACAUCCUUGUCAAAGAAGCAGUGGCAGCGGCAGGUGGUGACGGUGACGAUGGCGAAAAGGCGGACGAGGAGAGCGGCAAGGGGAAAAUAUGCGGUUUCACGAGCCUGAUGCCGACGUUCGAGGAGGGCGACCCCGUGGUUUACUGCUAUGAGAUUCAUCUCAUGGAGGAGUUGAGAGGCACCGGCAUGGGCCGCAAACUCAUGGACCACCUCGUCCAGGUGGCGGAGAGCAUCCCCAUCAUCGAAAAGGUGAUGCUGACGUGCUUCCUCGCCAACGCCAACGCGCGCGCGUUCUACGAGAAGCUGGGGUUCGAACGAGAUGCGAUCUCGCCGGUGGAGAGGAAGUUGCGGUUCGGCAAGGUGUUUGUGCCGGAUUAUCUCAUCAUGAGCAGGAGGGUGCGCGGCGGGAGUAAGAGACUGAAGGCACAGACCGGUGACGGUGAGAACGCAGAGGAUGAGAAUGGUGAUGCAGCGUGA